AUGACCUUACUGUAUCAUCUAACGCACCAGAAGAAGAGGCAGCCUCAACAGAUCCAGCUGAAGCAUCUGCUAGUCAAGCAAUCCCAACGGGGCUUCCCUCAGAAACAGUGGAAGGAUAGCACAAGCGACGCAGACUCGGCUCUAGGCGACGACGACGCGGCAAGCGACACAACGUCCAUCGCUUCAACCAUACAUAAAGGUCGUUUCGAAAACGGCCGCCGUUACCACAAGUACCGCGAGGGCGAAAACGAUUACUGGGGUCCCAACGAUGAGAUCCAGAAUGAUCAACUCGACAUUGCGCACCACAUGUUUCUGAUCAUGCUGGACCAGAAGCUGCAUCUGGCGCCUAUCAAAGAGCCAGGGAAGGUGUUGGAUCUGGGAUGCGGAACAGGGAUUUGGUGUAUGGACAUGGCCGACGAAUACCCCGGUGCCGAGAUCCUCGGCGUAGACCUCUCCCCCAUCCAACCGCAAUUCACACCUCCCAACUGCAAAUUCGAAAUCGACGACGUAACCCUCCCAUGGACAUACACCCAGCCCUUCGACUUCAUCAACAUCCGCUCAUUAUACGGCUCCAUCGGUGAUUGGCCAGCACUCUACGCACAAGUUUACAACAACCUCGAGCCAGGCGGUUACCUCCACGAAAUGGAAAUGAGCAUCCAGUUCAAAUCCGACGACGGCACGUUGACCAAAGAACACGUUUUGUCUCAGUGGAGCGACCUCUUCCAUGAAGCAUCCGAGCGAUUCGGUAAAUCAUUCUACGAGGUGUGGAAUUUGUCGACGUAUAUUCGUAAUGCGGGAUUCAAGGAUGUCGAAGAGCGGGUGUACAAGGUUCCGGUCAAUGGGUGGCCGGCAGACCCCCAUAUGAAGGAGUUGGGAAGGUGGAAUUUGCUGCACAUCACGCAAGGAGCGGAGGGCUGGGGAUUGUAUCUUCUGACGAAGGUUAUGGGCUGGACGGUGGACGAGGCCCAGAUUUUCUUUGCUAAGUUCAGGUCGGGCGUGAAGGAGAGGAAGGUGCAUGCGUACUUUGAGGUCGUGGUGAUUCAUGCGAGAAAACCUUGA
Molecule: messenger RNA, 1059 nt
Organism: Alternaria infectoria
Lineage: Eukaryota; Fungi; Ascomycota; Dothideomycetes; Pleosporales; Pleosporaceae
Exons: 3
Coding region: 1-1059 (352 amino acids)
Molecular function (GO): methyltransferase activity
Source: RefSeq, a predicted model, not a curated record